This is a messenger RNA of Hevea brasiliensis (rubber tree), 1350 nucleotides long. Its product is annotated as DDRGK domain-containing protein 1. The transcript has 9 exons. The coding region runs from base 176 to 1072 and encodes 298 amino acids. Lineage: Eukaryota; Viridiplantae; Streptophyta; Magnoliopsida; Malpighiales; Euphorbiaceae. The record is from RefSeq and is a predicted model, not a curated record.
CGGGAAACUUGGUAAUCCAAGGUCGCAAACCCAAGCCCAAUUAACCGUGUACAAGAGAUAAACGACGUCGUAUCUUGUCGUCCUGCUGGCGUUAAUGCUUCAAAGUUCCUUUUUUUCUGGGAAAAAUUUCUUCAAGCUGUUAUAGGAUCAACAUUCAACAGGAAAGGAUUGAAAGAUGGAGGAGUUAUUUGUUGCAAUCCUUUCUAUGCUUCUUGUUGUUGCGCUAAUUCCAUUAUAUUUAUGGAAGCAUCGUCAGGAUUCUCGAUCACCUGAUGAACAUCAAGAAGACCCUCAGGUUCGGCAGCGGGAAACUGUGGUGCGCGCCACUGGUGCUCGGCGAAUGCGUCGAAGACCAAUUGCUGGAGCUAGUUCAUCAAGAGCUGCGGAAGCAACCGUAGAAGACACUGUUGAUGAAACUGACAAUGAAGCUGUUGUGGGUGAAGAUUAUGAGGCCAAAGCAUCAACCAAGAAAGAGAAGAAACGGCAAGAGCGGGAAGCUCAAAGACAGGCUGAAGAAGCUGCACGUGAAUCAAGGCAGACUAAACAAGACCGCUAUGCAGAAAUGCGUAGGAGGAAGGAUGAAGAGCAUGAAGCACGGGAGCGCAUGCUGGAAGAAGAAGCCAAGGCUCGAAAGGCCAAAGAGGAGGAAGCAGCUGCAUUAGAGUUCGAGAAAUGGAAAGGGGAGUUUUCAGUUGAUGCUGAAGGAACAACAGAAAAUGAAGUGCAAGAUGGAAAUCAAGAUUUGCUAUCUGAGUUUGUGGAAUACAUAAAGAAACAAAAAUGUGUUCCCUUAGAAGAUCUUGCUGCAGAAUUCAAGUUGAGGACUCAGGAAUGCAUAAAUCGGAUAACCUCCUUGGAAAGUAUGGGGCGACUUUCUGGUGUCAUGGAUGAUAGAGGAAAAUAUAUAUACAUAUCACAGGAAGAGAUGAAAGCUGUCGCUGACUAUAUUAAGCGUCAAGGGAGGGUUAGCAUAUCACAUCUAGCGAGCAAGUCUAACCAGUUCAUAGAUUUGGAGGGAAAAGCACAGUUUAUUGAGGAGAUCAGCAAUAUGGAGGAGAUAACCGCAGCUUGAACCGUACAUUUCAGAUGGAGCAAGUAGAGAUAAUUACAUAUAUCAGUACAUUUCGAGACGUAGAAAAAGAGAGAGAAACAGAGGAUGACUGUAUCACUCUCCAUACAUAGGAAGAGAAUGCAGUGGGUUGGACAUGGGAAGAUUUACAGAAUAGUUUUGAGAUGAUUUGGUUUUCCCUAACAAAUUAUGUUCAUUCUGAUAGUACCUUUUGUAUUCUAAAUGGGGUAGAGAACUAAAUUUGAAAUUUUUGUUCUUAAUCAAGCAACUGUUCUUUGUCA